CUCCUCAUCAGGGGCCUCAUGAGACUGUCUUUACUAGCUGAGUUGUAGCUCAGAUGGUUUGAGAUUAGCGAGAUUCUGUGCUUCAAUUCCUCUGUAAAAUUAAAGCUACAGCACAGAGUCUUGAGAGUCUACCACUGCAAGAACCAAACUUAGAGCAAAUGAGGAGAAUGGCUGGUGUAGUGACCUGACUGGCUCUUAGGAAACCUCCUUACAGGAGCGACCUCUGGCAUCUUUCUCAGGUGGGAAGGGACAGUGAGGGGCAGCUGAUCUCUAAGACUGGGGACCUUCCUGUGGCAAAAAACCCCAAUAAAAAUUUAUUGGUCUUGAUGAUACUAUGGAUGAAGAAGGAGUUAAAGAGAGUGGUAAUGAUGCCAUUGAUGAUGAUGAGCUUGCUUCACCUAAUAGGAAUUUGAGAAGCCGUGCUGAAGAAGCAUCAGUCACAUCACCGAGGAAAUCACCACGUUUAAUGGCACAAGAAUCAGUUCGAAGUCUGCGGCAGAGCACGCUAGCCAAGCGUUCAAAUGUUGCUCCUCCUCUUAAUACCAAGAAAUCAUCUGUAAAAAGUGUAUCUGCUCCAAAAAAUGGACAGAAACAAGAGAGAAGUCCGGUUAAAGAGACAGAUGUUGCUGCACGCUUGAAAACAGAGCAGCCUAGGGAGGUUAGGCGUAGUACAAGACGAUCAGGACAGGUGGAAGGAGCAGUAACAGCACCCCAGAGUAAUACAAAAUGUCUGCCUGAUCCUGAAGAUGUGAAAGGAAGAAAGUCUGAAACCUCUGAGCAGACAAAAGUUGAAGAAAGAUCUCAAGAGUCAAGUUUAGCUAAUUUAACAGAGCCCUGUUCUCCUUCUCCCAGGGAAACAAAGGAAAUAGUGGAUGUUGCAGUGAAGACUGACUCUGGGAGUGCUGAGUCAGUUUGUUCAGUGUCUACAGAUACUGAAAUGAUUCCAGUUAAAAAUGAAACAAGUGAUGUGAUUGAUUCAAUGGACUUGGAAAAUUCUUCAGAAGAAAAGACUGAUAGUAAAGCAGAGGAAUCAGAGAAGAAAGAACAUAAUCAAAUUGAAGUAACUGGAAAAGAUAAUGAUUCAUCUAGUGCUUGCAUGAAUACAGAUGAAAUUUGUGAGACCUCUACAAAUUUGUCUAGCUCUGUGAAAGAGGAGGUUUACUGCAGUUCAGAUUCCCACAAUGUGGAAGUUCUUGAUGAAAAUACAUUGUCACUAAAGGAAUGUGUAACAGAAGCUGGAGGUGAUGACAAGGGAAUGGAGAAAAUUGAAACUUCAUCUGAGAAAGUAUUGGAUAGUACAGACUGUGAUAAUAAAGACUUGAAAAGCAAAGAGUUUACUUCUGCUGAUGCAGGAAAUAUCAUUUUAGAAGGCACUGCUGUUGACCAAUCAAGCCAAAAUGUACAGCAACAGAUCAGCAGUACUAAAGUAGAAGGCCCAGAGGCAUCAAAAUUACAGGAUGAUGAAAAACAAAUUGGUAUUUCAACAAAAUGUGAAAAGAACAUUAGGCCCCGGCAUAGUAAAUCUGUAGCACAGAAUAAACCGAAUCUGACUGCAGGUACUCAGCAGAAAGCAGGUACAGUGCAACAAGAAACGACACGGUCAAGAACGAGAGCUGGUGUUGCUGUUUCGGGCCUUCACAGUCCCUCUUCAGCAAGUCUGAAGCGAAAUGCGGAUGAGCAAGAGAGUCAUCAGCAUCCAAAUAACCCGGUUAAAAUUAGGAAGAAACAAUCUGAUCUGGGUUUGAAAGCAAAGAGUAGCGUUUCAGGGGUGACUGUAAAAAAACAGACCAACACAAAGCUGAAGAAAAUACCCCGAGUCCAGGCUUCUGGGCAAGCCCAGAAGUCAUCAGUUCAAAAAGCAAGUGAGAAAUCUCCUACUCAUCAGAGCUGUUCUAAAGAUACUCACCAUUCUGUGCAUUCAUCAUCAGGCCAUGUUUCACAUCCUGGUCAGAAGCAAACCAGCAAACACCAACUUGCAACUGGCCAAAAAGCAAAUACCUCCACAAAGGAAGAGGCAGAGACUAAAGAUCCCUCUGUUGUAGAACAUCUGAAGGAGGAUGAUAAAGAAAAAAACAAGUCAAAAAGAAAUGAUAAGAAUCUCCAACCUCGCCAGAGAAGAAGUAGCAAAAGUCUUUCACUUGAUGAACCUCCCUUGUUCAUUCCAGAUAACAUUUCAACUGUUAAAAGGGAAGGCUUGGAACAUACCUCUGCUAGUGAAAGCAAACAUGUUUGGGUGCCCAGCAAGCAGUGUGGCUUCUGCAAAAAGCCGCAUGGCAACAGGUUUAUGGUAGGUUGUGGUAGAUGUGAUGAUUGGUUUCAUGGUGACUGUGUUGGACUGAGCCUUUCUCAAGCACAGCAGAUGGGUGAAGAAGAUAAAGAGUAUGUAUGUGUGAAAUGCUGUGCUGAAGAAGACAAAAAAAUGGAGUGCUUUGAUCAAAAUGUACCAGAUACUCAAGUGAAACUUGAGCAUAAAGAAGAAAAAGCAAUUGAGUGUGAAAAACUGGGGGUGUCAAAGCAAACUCCUACUUGUAAUCUAAAUGCAAUGACUGAAAAAACAAAGCAAAUGGAGGACACUGGGAAGCACAAAGUCAAAAUCUUCAGACGGGAAUCUGGGGAUGGGAAAAAUUUGCCAGAGUCCAGAGACUCAGAUACUAAAAAAGGGCAGCAUGUUCCUGCUCGGAAAGGAUCACAAACUACUGCAAUUCCUCGGCGGUCCCCUGAAGAUAAAAAUGAAAAAAUAAGUAAAGAAUCCCUUAGUACAGUCGAAAGGUCCACAAAAUCAGGUAUGCAUGAGAAACAAGAAAUUAAGAAAAAGAAAAAUGAGAAGGGAUCUGUUAGUGCAAUACACCUCCCAGCUGUGCCAGCUUCCAAACCUUCUGCUGAUCAGAUAAGACAAAGUGUUAAGCAAUCUCUUAAGGAAAUUCUUAUGAAAAGAUUAACAGACUCCAGUUUGAAGAUUCCUGAGGAGAGAGCAGCAAAAGUUGCCACAAGGAUUGAAAGAGAGCUGUUUUCUUUUUUUCGAGACACUGAUGCAAAGUAUAAGAACAAAUACAGAAGUUUAAUGUUCAAUCUGAAAGAUCCUAAAAAUAAUAUAUUAUUUAAGAAAGUACUGAAAGGAGAGGUUACUCCAGAUCAUCUAAUAAAAAUGAGCCCAGAAGAACUGGCUUCCAAAGAACUGGCUGCUUGGAGACAGAGAGAAAACAGACACACAAUUGAAAUGAUUGAGAAAGAGCAGAGGGAGGUUGAAAGAAGACCUAUCACAAAAAUUACUCACAAAGGAGAAAUAGAAAUUGAAAGUGAGACACCAAUGAAAGAACAAGAGGAAGCAAUGGAAAUUCAGGACCCUCAUACGAAGUUGUUUGAGAAGUCAGAAGAAGCUGAAAAGGAUAAAGAAAUAAAUGAAUCUGCAUCUCCAGACACCACAAGUCAACAUAAAAAUCAUCUCUUUGAUCUAAACUGCAAAAUCUGUAUAGGCCGAAUGGCACCACCUACUGACGAUCUGUCUGGGAAGAAGGUGAAGGUGUCUGUUGGCGUGGCGCGGAAGCAGUCAGACAACGAAGCAGAGAGCAUUGCAGACGCGCUCUCCUCCACAUCAAGCAUCUUAGCUUCAGAAUUACUGGAAGAUGACAAGCAAGACUCAUCGAAGUCAUUCACACCUCUCCCAAAGUCAGAAACACCUGGUACUGUGGAAUGUGAAAGUCUGUUUCUGGCACGCCUGAAUUUCAUCUGGAAGGGCUUUAUCAAUAUGCCUUCAGUAGCAAAAUUUGUUAUUAAGGCUUAUCCAGUUUCUGGCUCCUUUGAGUAUUUAACAGAGGAUUUACCAGAUAGUAUUCAAGUAGGUGGCAGGAUAUCUCCCCACACUGUCUGGGAUUACGUAGAAAAAAUCAAAGCUUCAGGGACCAAGGAGAUCUGCGUGGUCCGCUUUACCCCAGUAACUGAGGAGGAUCAGAUCUCUUAUGCGUUGUUGUUCGCCUAUUUCAGCAGUAGAAAACGUUAUGGUGUAGCAGCCAAUAAUAUGAAGCAAGUGAAAGAUUUGUACCUCAUCCCUUUAGGUUCCUCAGAUAAAGUCCCUCAUCACCUUGUGCCUUUUGAUGGGCCUGGGAUUGAAAUACAUCGACCAAAUUUAUUGUUGGGAUUAAUAAUUCGCCAGAAAAUGAAGAGGCAGAUUACUGCUGUUUCAAGUGUUACCAGUAGUUUUGCAGAUGAAGCUGCUGAAAGUACCUUGAGUAGCUUGCCACCAGAGAAGAAGAGCAAACCAAGCAAACCUGAAGUCUCACAUCACGAUUUGGCACUAGAAGAAGAAGAGGAAAAUAAUUUUUUUAAUUCCUUCACAACUGUGCUACACAAACAGAGAAAUAAACCACAGCAGUCUAAUACAGAUGAUGCUCCAGCAGUUAUUGAACCAUUGGUGGAAAGCACCAAACAUGAACCACCAAAGCCUCUCAGAUUUCUUCCUGGAGUCCUGGUUGGGUGGGAGAAUCAGCCUUCUACUCUGGAGCUGGCAAAUAAACCGUUGCCAGUGGAUGAUAUUCUUCAAAGCCUGUUGGGUACGACAGGGCAGGUGUAUGAGCACAGCAAGUCAGAAGCAGGUCCGAGUGAAGACAUGCCAUUAUUAAAUGAACAGGCAACCUCAAAAGAAGAACCCAUGGAUGCUGCUGAUGUAACUGCUGAAGUUAGUGGAGCAAAGACUGGUUUGGAUGAUUCUCAAGAAUCCACUAAUGCUGCUAUAACUGUGGAUGCAGCGGCUGUAGGGACCUCAAGUUCUGCAAGAAGUGCUGGUUCUUUGGUAGGGCUGAGUCUUAAGGGAAAACCUCCAGAUGUCUCCACAGAAGCAUUUUUAGCAAAUUUGUCUGCUCAGUCACAGAAUAAAGAAACGGAAGAAAGUAAAGAAAACGACCCAAAGCGACAGUUAUUGGACAAGGAUAGUGUUGCACAGGAAGUUAGACGGAGCACAAAUUCCAGCUUUUCUUCCUCAUCAAAUUCAGGAAAAAAAACUAAUGAGAACAAUGUUAACGUAGGCUCUUCUGAAGUUACUACUGCUAAUACCUCUAAAUCACCACCAUUUAUUAAUCUUAAAAGAGACCCACGACAGGCGGCUGGACGAAGCCAGCAGACUAAUAUUUCAGAAAAUAAGGAUGGAGAUGUUAGCAGAACUGAAGACCGACAAAAUGCUUCUGGGAAUGAUCAAGGAGAAACAGAGAAUAAACAACUUUCUGGAGAAGGGGGCUUAAACCUGUAUCAAAGUGAGGCCCAAACCAAUGAGACACAGUUCAGUUCAGCUGCUGCUAAGGCAGAAAACACAGUUGCAUCCCAAGCAGAAGAUAUCAAACACUCACAGGAAGAUGCAUUGAUGCAAAACAUUGAAACAGUGAACUCAUUCAGAAGAGGACCAGCUGUAACUUCAUCUCAUUUUGAAACUGAAAACUCUUCUCGUUCUGAGUUUAUUUCCAAAGUCCCGAGCCCUGUGGCAAGUGGCAGCUUCUCAUCUGUUGGACCACCACAGCAGAAUUUUCAACAUUCUAAAUCUAAUCCACCUGGAUUUCAGUUUCAGGCUCCUGCACCUCAUAACUUCCCUCCACAAAACAACCCUAUGUUUGGAUUUCCUCCUCAUUUACCUCCUCCGCUUCUUCCUCCUCCUGGCUUUGGUUUUCCUCAAAAUCCGAUGAUGCCAUGGCCACCAGUAGCUCAUUUAUCAGGUCAACCACCACAGUAUGCAGGACCCAUUGCACAAGGGCUACCAGUGGCUCACAAACAAUCAAGGUUUUUGGGACCAGAAAAUUUUUUUCAGAGUAAAGACAGUAGGAGACCAGAAAGACGCCACAGCGAUCCUUGGGGCAGAGAAGACCAGCAUUUGGAGAGAGGAUUCAGUAGGGGAAAAAAUGAUCGACAAAGACUUUACAGUGAAACCCAUCACCAAAAAAAAGACAGACAUGAAAAAGAGUGGAGCAACGAAAAAUACUGGGAGCAAGAUUCUGAAAGAAACAGGCGCAGAGACAGAAACCAGGAAAAAGAGAGAGAGCGGAAGAGUAGAGAGGAAGGACCGAGAGACAAAGAACGAGUGCGAUCUCCACACAGUGAUAGAGCUGCUGAUGGAAAAAGCCCCAGAGAGACUAGAAAUCCAGAUAAAAAGACAGAGAAACCUAAAAGUGAUGAACAGGCUCAUGAAAAAGAUAAGGAGAGGGAAAAAAGCAAAGACAAGCAUAGAGAACGAGAAAGUGAAAAGAACAGAGAGAGGCAUAGGGACCACAGUGACAGAACUAAAAGCAAAAGGUAAAAAGAUGCAGGCAGUCUUAAAAUCCUAUUUAAAUAAACUGUUAGAGUAAUGUUGUAAAACUUUGUAUGACAAAAAAAAAAAAAGAGCCUGCUAGGAUUGUGCCAUCGUUUUUUAUUCUGUGUUGGUGUUUUGCAGAAACAAGUCUGUGUUUUGGUACCACUCAAUGUACCAAUACUCAUCCUUAUUUUCAUUAUACCAACUAUUGGUAGAAGUAGGAGUUUAAUAUUUUUAAAAAUUUUACAUUGCUGUAUAUUCAAAAUUUUAAAGAUUUCUUUUAUUAAUAUGCAAUAAAGGCUUAGGAAUUUUCUUAGCUGAGGAAGCUGGCUUUAGUCAAGUCUGCAGUAUAGUUGCUGCCUUUGGUAAUUUGUGCUCUCUUCUGUUUUAAGAUGCUCUGAUAAUUUUAAAGGUGAUUUUCAUACAAUAACCUUGUUUUUAAAUUGCACUGUUUUUAAAGACUGCAGCAAAGCCUCAGAAUCCAUGUACAACAAAAUGUCAUAUGCUCGGUGGUGUGAAGAAUUUGGGAAUUUUUUUUUUAUUAUUCUGUAGUACAAUAAAAAACUUGAGUCUAUUUCAUUAUAUAAUAUUUCAAGUUUUUCCUAAGCAUCUGAAGCAGUUUGUGACCAGAAAUUGGAAGGCUGAGCUGCUCGAAUGUUACUGCUUUAAACUGCACUUGUUUUAAUAAGAAAGCAUUUCUAACCUAAAUUCUUGAAAAUGAUUUGUAGUAGUAAAUUCAUUUCUCCCACCAUUUUCCAUGCUUCAGAAACUUGAAUACCUAAGCUUGUACAUUACUUUGUGUUUUGCUAUCCUUUUUACUGUAAAAUGUAAAUAUUUUAAGGGAUAUUUUGAUUCUAAAAUGAUAAAACUUUCUCACAUAC
Molecule: messenger RNA, 7149 nt
Organism: Catharus ustulatus (Swainson's thrush)
Lineage: Eukaryota; Metazoa; Chordata; Aves; Passeriformes; Turdidae
Gene: PHF3
Product: PHD finger protein 3
Exons: 17
Coding region: 335-6274 (1979 amino acids)
Biological process (GO): DNA-templated transcription
Cellular component (GO): nucleus
Source: RefSeq, a predicted model, not a curated record